CGUGCCUUUGACGCCGGCGACUACGAGGCGCGCGCCGGCACGGCCAGCCGCAGCAGCAUGGCCAAGCACGCCGGCGGGCCGGCGCAGGCGUGGCGCGAGGAGAGCGAGAGCGAGGGUGAGUGGCGCAGGGGCGCAGCGUGGUGAGGCGAGAUGUGCAUGAGGGCCGAGGACAUGCGACAGGGGCGCAGUGGCGCAAGGCUGCGAGAAGAGGCGUAGGCGAGGGGCAUGCCAUGCAGCCGUGCUCUCCCAGCAUCCCUUGCCACGGCCACCAGCUGGGCCAUCGUAGCGCCGCCCGAUGCGGCUGCGAGCCGCGCUCUCCACGCACCUCUCGGCCUCUCACCCCGGCCCUGGCUGACGCCGCUCUUGGCGCAGACGAGGACUGGAAUGUCUACGACGACUUUAACAACGCCGCGCCGCUCAGCGCCGCCGGCUCGCGCUCCAUGAUCGCCGGCGUGACGGGUGCGGGCGGCGGCGCCGCCUCGGCGGGCCGGCCGUCCGGCGACGGCUACUGGGGCCCGCAGGGCGGCUCGCGCAACGCGCGCAACUCGCGCGGCUCGGCGCUGCUCGACGCCUCGGCGUUUGGCUUUGACGCGCAGACGUCGGACCCGCGCGUCGUGGGCGACCAGCCGAUGCCGUCGUCGCCGUCGUACGCCUACGGCGGCAACUACGGCGGCUACGCGGCUGCGCCGCCGGAUACGCCUGGCUCGUACGCGGGCAAGGAGACGGGCGAGGGCAUCGAGCUGAUCACCGUGCCCGCGCUCGGCACCGAGUACACCGACGAGGAGCGGCGCAUGAUGAAGGGCCGCGAGCGCCGCAAGUCGAAGCUCGCCAAGAAGAAGAACCGCAUCGGGCGCUCGACGGGCAAGUGGGCGCGCGGCGAGACGAAGCUGUGCGGCUGGCUGAGUCCGCGGCUGGCGGUGUUCCUCGCCUUUGGCAUCCUGAUCUUGCUCGGCAUCACGCUAUACUUUGUGAUCCCUCGCGUGCCCACGUUUGCGUUCUUCAGCGCACAGCCGCUGCUGGCCGUGCCGAACGCCGGCUCCAUGUCGACGACGUACACGCCGACGCGCUCGUUUGCCAUGCGCAUGAACAUCUCGCUCGCCGGCGACAACCGCGGCGGCUACAUUCCCUCGUCGGCGACGGACCUCGACAUCAAGGUGUACUCGCUCUCGACGCGCAAGCUCGUCGGCGAGGGCAAGAUGGACUCGCAGACGUUCCCGGGCAAGAAGCGCACGCAGUUCCUCUUCCCCAUCGACUUUAGCUACACGAGCCUCAACGCGACCGCGUCGGGCGACUCGACGUUCCAGGAGUUCUACCAGGCGUGCGGCCACAAGGUGCCCGGCACGGCGCGCCCGACGCUCAACCUCGCCGUCAGCCUCACGAUGAAGAUUACGGGGCUCAUCGGCCGGAAAGGCGCCAGCACGCAGCUCAACUCGAUUGAGUGUCCGUUUGAGCUCGACUCGGAUCAGUGAUUGCUGCGCCUCGGCUUGCCCCUUCUCCACGCGAUCAAUUGAUACGGUGCACACAGAGCAGUGCAGAGCGGUAGCGCGAGAAGUGCACGUGCGCGGCGCUGCCGUGAGCAUGCAGAGGCAUCCAUCUUCACGCCGCUGUUCAGCGUCACAGCACGCCUGUCGUCGCUUCGCCCUUGCAGCCGGCUGGGGGCUCGUGACGACGCGACGGGGUGCGUGAGGACACUCCCGUGUCACACGAUCGCGCGCAUACCGCUGUACAGCUGCAGGGCGCGGUUCGGGCCAUGGACAGCACGGAGAGAUCCGGCGCUGCGAUGUCGAGAGCAAGCACACCCGCAGCCGGCAUCCGUCCC
Molecule: messenger RNA, 1819 nt
Organism: Tilletiopsis washingtonensis
Lineage: Eukaryota; Fungi; Basidiomycota; Exobasidiomycetes; Entylomatales
Exons: 6
Coding region: 231-1469 (412 amino acids)
Source: RefSeq, a predicted model, not a curated record